AUGGACGCAGUAAAUCGCAAAUUAUUAUCUGAUAAGUUUGGAGUGUUUCUCGAUGACGAAUCUUUGCUCGAUCAACUCGUCGACCUCUGCCGAAACUACAACCUGUCUGGAGAGGACAUCUUCUACAAAUGGGAAGCGAAGUAUUUGAGCCUUGGGCAUUCAUCCAUAAGACCGCGUGUGACUGCAGAGGCGGUAGAUGCCCUCAAGAGCCAGCUCCAGGACGAUGCGAAGAAGGCGAAGAAGCACGCACAAGCCGUCGCUGCUGGUCGCGCAAAUCUCAAUGCCAAGAUGUCUAUGAAUUUAUUUGGACGUGUCGCAGUCAAGAGUGAGCCAAAAGAGCAGAAGCUUUUCCCCAGCUCGAGCUCGUUGGGAGUACCGGAGGCGAAGUGGAUGGCGGCGGGACCCAGCAAGGUCACUGUGUCGUGUCCGAAUCUGCAGAACAUACCGCCGAUGGGACAACGCUAUCGCUACAUGUACCAGAAGAUCUCGGAACGCGGCGAGGCUCUAGACGACCAGAUAGAAGAGACUGCGGAGCUUGUCCAAUCGUUCUACAAUAUUGAGGAGUUCGGGGACCCUGCUAAGAGUACAGAGGAAGAAACCACCAUCGUAGGCCGCAUCGUCUUCGACGCCGACUCAACCUCCGCAAGCGCCGUGAAGUUGAACGAAGCUACCCUCACCCUCGAGGCUUCUCGAUCCAUGGGCUCAGGUGUACGCGUGUCCCUGAGGCUCGACCCGAAUGUUAGGCUGAAGGGCGCGAAGAAGGGCAUUGGAGGUGUUGGGUUCUUCCCUGGAGCGAUAGUAGCACUUCGUGGAAGUAACGGUGGAGGUGGAUGGUUUACGGUUACGGAGGUACUACCUCUCCCUUCACUACCCGCACCGACAGCUCUCGGAAGCAAUGGUUCCUUUUCUGUUUCUGUCGCUUGCGGACCGUUUACGGCUGAUGCGGACUUGAGCUAUGAGCCGUGGAAACUGCUGCUGGCAAAAUGGAAGACAGAGAAGCCUGAAAUCAUCAUCAUUGUCGGACCAUUUAUCGACUGCAUGCAUGCAUUAUGGAAGAACGGUGAGGUAGACGAGCCGCCAAUAGCGCAAUUUCGCUCGAUGAUCCUGGAGCCACUUCAGCAGCUCUUGGACUCAUUGCCCGGCACGUCGGUCGUAGUUGUGCCUAGUGUACGCGAUCUGAUAAGCGACUACGCGGUGUUUCCGCAAGCUGAACUUGCAUCAAGUGUCUUUGAUGACCCCAGAAUAUACUCAAUUCCUAAUCCAAGCCAAUUAUCCCUCAAUGGUGUUUCCUUCGCUGUCUCAAGCGUCGACGUACUCUUUCAUCUUCGCAAGGAAGAGUUCUUCAAGCCCAUGUCAGAAAUCAGCUCGGCGCCACUUGCUGAGAACGAAACCCCUGCGAGUGACGCUAUGGCGAAGCUUUGCAGGCACGUCCUUCAGCAAAGAAGCUUCUACCCAAUAUUCCCGCCGCCACUCGACCUCGUAAAUGAAGUAAAUCUUGAUGUCACACAUUCGGGCAAGUUAAAACUAGCGGAAGAUACCGCCCCGUUGGUGCUUAUUUUGCCAAGCAAGCUCAAGCAGUUCCAUAAGACCGUCGACGAAACCGUGGCAGUCAAUCCCUCGUUUGCAACGAAGGGGACGUACGCCAACAUCAAAAUCCUUAGUGGGAAGCCUGUGCAGGUGGAUAUUUGCAAACUCUCGGAGUGA
Molecule: messenger RNA, 1704 nt
Organism: Phanerochaete carnosa HHB-10118-sp
Lineage: Eukaryota; Fungi; Basidiomycota; Agaricomycetes; Polyporales; Phanerochaetaceae
Exons: 9
Coding region: 1-1704 (567 amino acids)
Biological process (GO): DNA replication initiation; DNA replication
Cellular component (GO): alpha DNA polymerase:primase complex
Molecular function (GO): DNA binding
Source: RefSeq, a predicted model, not a curated record